This is a messenger RNA of Nycticebus coucang (slow loris), 2214 nucleotides long. It is a transcript of the gene PROCR, whose product is annotated as protein C receptor. The record is from RefSeq and is a predicted model, not a curated record. Bases 720 to 1439 code for a protein of 239 amino acids. The transcript is spliced from 4 exons. Gene Ontology annotation, biological process: negative regulation of coagulation. Gene Ontology annotation, molecular function: signaling receptor activity. NCBI's taxonomy places the organism in Eukaryota, Metazoa, Chordata, Mammalia, Primates, Lorisidae.
UGUUUUCAUUGCCUACUAAUAGAUUAUGACCUCAGCUUGAAAAAUAUUGCUUUCUGCAAGCAGUAACCUCUUCUGAGAUUAAUAUAGAUUUUUUCUGAUUCUUUCCUAUUAAAAACAACAUUGCAAUGAGCUGCUUUAUACUCAUUUUGUGACUAUUUCUAAGAGCAAGAUCCCUGAUUAUGUAACUGCUAUUCACUUAAAAUUCUGGUAAAAUGUAACUAAUAUGCUGGAAAAACUAAAUUCUAAUCCCACAGAUUUGUCACCACUGUGAUGUAUAAACUUUGGGCAAGUCCCUCCACUUCUCUGGGCCUCAAUUUCCCCAUCAGUAACCUGCUGUUCCUACACCCUGGUGCCUUCUAAGUUGAAAGCAGAUGCCCCACCCCCUGACUCAGCCUCCCAACCCUUCUCCCCCCUUUUCCGCUCCCUGUUCCUUGUUCCUCGGAAGCAACCCAGGGAGAAGGGGAAAGGCAGGUCUGGGCAGGAGGCACAGUGCAGGGCGGAGCAGAGGGAGGCAGGAGGGAGGCCAGCCCCCUAGUAGGAAAUGAGGCAGAGUAGGAGUAACACUUUAUAAGCCGGACACCCUCUUUCUCCUCCCAUCCCUUGGCCUCCUUCCAUCCCCUUCUGCUCAGCCCCCGCCCCUCCCAGACGGUCCUCACUUCUUUCUUCCCCAGGCUGCAGCAGCCUGCCAGAGCCAGGAGCCCAGGUUCCCCAGCCUCAGGAUGUUGACAACAUUGCUGCUGCUGCUGCUACUGCUGCCCGGCUGGGCCCUUUAUAGCCAGGAAGCCUCAGAUGGCCUCCACAGCCUCCGCAUGCUCCAGAUCUCCUACUUCCGCGACCCCUACAACGUGUGGUACCAAGGCAACGCAUCGCUAGGGGGGCGCCUGACGCACGAGCUGGAAGGCCCGGACACCAACGUCACGAUCCGCCAGCUACAGCCUCUGCAGGAUCCGGAGAGCUGGGAGCUCAUGGAGAGCAGCCUGCAGUCCUACCUGCGCCAGUUUCACGGCCUCGUGCGGCUAGUGCACCAAGAGCGGGGGUUGGCAUUUCCUCUGACCAUCCGCUGCUUCCUGGGCUGUGAGCUGCCUCCUGAGGGCUCUAGAGCCCACGUCUUCUUCCAAGUGGCUGUGAAUGGGAGCUCCUUUGUGAGUUUCCAGCCACAGACAGCCUUGUGGGAGGCAGAUACCCAGGCACACUCCACAGUGGUCACCUACACCCUGAAGCAGCUCAACACCUACAAUCGUACUCGGUACGAACUACGAGAAUUCCUGCAGGAUACAUGCGUGCAGUAUGUGCAGGACCACAUUGCUGUGAAAAACAGGAAAGGGAGCCAUAUAGGUCGAUCCUACACUUCACUGGUCCUGGGUAUCCUGGUGGGCAGUUUCAUCAUCGCUGCUGCCGCUGUAGGCAUCUUCCUGUGCACAGGUGGACGGCAAUGUUGAUUACUCUCCAGCCCCUCCAAGAAUGGGCUGGAUUGACCAGCAUUGGCAAGGGAAGGUUUCAGCUCACUGCGAAGCCAGACUUCCUUAUGGGGAUACCACAUCCCAGGAGGUUUGGAGUGACAGCUCCUUUCUUCUUCCAGGCCUGCCUACCAAAGGUUUGAGGGAUGGGAAGUAUGAAGUAGGUAGGCUAGGUGGACAAGGUACUUGGUUUGCGAAGGACCUAAGAACUUGCAUAAUGUGCUGAAUUGGUCUGAGAAGCUAAUGGUUAUCUACUUUGUCAAUAAACACAGGAUGAUGGAGUUGGGGUAGAUGGCCCGUCCUCCAAAAACAGACAGAAUCACCUGAGGCAUUCAAAAUGCAUGACCAAAUAAAACAAGUCAUUCACAACCAAAAUAAACAACAUUCUAUGCUUACAAGUGUGUGAGACUUGGGACAGAACACUGGUAUAAUGGGGUAGAAUGAAGUAACCGGAUAUUGGGAGGCCAAGGUUGGUGGUUGCUUGGAGUGAUACUCCAUCUCUACUAAAAAUAGAAAAAGCUAGCCAGGGGUUGUGAUGGGCACCUGUAGUCCCAGCUCCUGGGGAGGCUGAGGCAUGAGGAUUGCUCAAACCCAAACGUUUGAGGUUGCUAUGAGCUAUGAAGCCAUGGCACUCUAUCUAGGGCGACAGAGUGAGACUCUGUCUCAAAAUAAAAAAAAAAAGAAAGAGAGAGGAAGACUGGAGAAAAUGUAAAAGUGUAAAAUCCAAGUAAUAUAGAUUAAUCUAUUAAUUAAAAAU